AACAGCUGCAGCGGGAUGUCUCGGUGCCUGGUUGGUCUGUCCAUGCUCUUCUUGCGCCUUUCUGAAGGUGUCCAGUUGACUGGCCUGACGGCGUCUGCGUCAACGACAAGAUCGACGUCUUUUCUGUCUGAAUAUGCUGUAGAUGGAAAUGUCGCCACAGGAUGGAUGUCUUCAACAUCCGCAUCAUACUCGUACAUCCAGGUCAACCUCCAGGGCUACUAUGUGGUCAACACAAUCACUAUCUUUGCUGGACCAACGUUUGAUGAAUCACGACGUGCAGACAACGCCGCGGUCAAACUGCUCUUCUCCCCUGAUCCGACCUCGCCAAACACGUGCACCUGCGGUACCACGCCAAGUAGCGUCCCGAUGGGGAGUUCCUUCGUCAUACAAUGCUCAUCCGGGUGCUCAGCCAGUCAUCUCAUUAUUACAAAGUCUGCCAGCUUGUCGUUCGCGGAAAUAAUUGUUGAUGCAUCACACAUAGAUGUAGGUCAAGGUCAAUUUGGAACUGACCUCACCAUCAUGGUCAUAGCAAACGUCCUCGUCGACGUAGACGACGAGAUGAGCCUGUUUAAGACCUGA
Molecule: messenger RNA, 579 nt
Organism: Haliotis rufescens (red abalone)
Lineage: Eukaryota; Metazoa; Mollusca; Gastropoda; Lepetellida; Haliotidae
Exons: 4
Coding region: 16-579 (187 amino acids)
Source: RefSeq, a predicted model, not a curated record